AUGGAGUCUCCCCGUUUGGUGCUGCAGGUUGAGGCUGAACCGCCAGAUCCUCCAAAGGUGGAGUCGCCGGCCUUCACCGCUGUGGCCCCGACGGGGCCACCGGCGGCCUUUGCUCCGAAGGAACGCGUGAAACGAGGCUUGAGUCGACAGGAGUCCAAGAUUGAACAGGUCCUUGCAGAGCGCUUGGAUCUGACUCCAGGAAAUCUCCGAGAGGGGUUGAGGCAAGUUGGGCAAAAAGCCAAAGAGCGUAGCAUGGUGCUUGAGCGUGUUUUGAGCAAGCGAUUGGAUGAGGCCAAAGUUCAGCCCAAUGAAUCCAAUGGCGAGAUUCCAGUGGUGUGGGGACUAAGCAUCUCGGCAGAAUCGACCAUGGUGGCCGGCGCACAAGACGCGGCCAGCUGCACCGAAGUGUGCGAAUCGCGGUCGUCCCGGGUUGCCGAGAUUCUGGCAGCCAGUGGCCAGCAUGAGAAAGGGUUGCCGGAGACCUCUCUAGCGGAGCUGCGUUCUCGUGUGCGUGCCUUGUCCGUUGAGCAAGGUACAAAGUUUUUGGAGAUGCAGUUGGGUAUCUCCAAUCGCGUCGUUGCUCCAAUGAGAUCUGGCCUGUGCGAUCUGGGGUCUGGCAUUUGGGACCGGCAGGGACCCCACAGUCAAUGGGACAACCGGACCACCCUUGCUGAACUCUCGCUAUACCCUGUGGUCAGCGAUGUCAAUGUUGUCGCUGACUUCACUAAGGGUGAUGUUUUCAAGGUGGUGCCGGUGGAAGUUUUGCCUGUGGUGCUGAACCGUCAAAUCAAGGCAAUCAUGGCGCUUUGCAAUCGUGAUUCGAGGGUGACACCGUUUGUGGAAUCCUUGAUCUUCGGCGAUGCGUUGGAAGGCCGGAGAGAUGCUGCUGAGGUUUCUCUAAGCGUUCCCCUUAUUCUCAACGAGCAGCAGCGAGCGGCUGUAGCACAUGCCGCGAGUCAGCAGCUCACUUUGGUGCAAGGACCUCCUGGCACUGGCAAGAGUGAUGUCGCUGUGGCGAUCGUGGAGCAGUGGCUGCGCCAAGAAGCUGAGAGAUCAAUCUUGGUGGCUACUGGCACCCACGCAGCCAAGGAUGUGUUGCGUCGCCGUUUCGCUUCCAAAGGGAUUGUGCCGCUUUUAAAGCUGCGAGGAGGCGACAAAGACGCUGCGUCUCAAGAGGUCUUCGUCGAAACUGUCUACAUGGCAGCCGAGCCCGAAGACAGGAAGCUGCAGCGUGUGGUUUUGGACGAGAGUUCACAAAUCACAACUGCAGCAGCUUUGGUUGCACUCACUCGUGGCUGUGAGCAGUUGGUUCUGAUUGGAGACCCUAAGCAGCUGGGGCCGAUUUCAAGCUUCGGUGCUGACCGGUUAGCAUUGCCAGAAGAUUCCGAGGUUUUAGGACCAUUCAGUCAAGAACGGCAGGGUUUCUUCGAGGUGCUCCGGAAGAGUCGGAAGGACAAAGCGAAGCACAUGCUGCAGGUACAGUACCGAAUGCAGCCUCGGCUUUGUGAGUACCCUUCGCAGCGUUUCUACAACGGGGAGCUGGAAACAUCACCUUCCGUGGUAUGCCGGGCCUUGCCUGGAAACUUCCUAGAAGGUUUCACCUUUAAGGAUGGACCCCGCGACCAUCCGGUGAUCUUUCUGGAUUCUGCUGGUCUGAACUUUGCAGAGGAGUUGGUUCGUCGCUCAGGGAGUGCCAGCUUGCAGAAUCCCAUGGAGGCUCAGGUGGUAGCUGCACUGCUACGAUCCUUGCAGGCCUCUGGGCUUGAUCCCAUGUCCAUCAGCGUAAUGGCAGGCUACAACGCGCAGAUCAGCUUGAUGGGGGAGGUGGUCCACGGCAGCAACACGGUGGCACUUGCGCAGCAGCGCAAGGGCCGCUCCAUGAUGAUCCGCUUGCAUGGCAUCGACCCUUUGGCGGAUGAACCACAUCCACGUUUUCACACGGUGGACGGAUUUCAGGGCAACGAGAACGACGUGGUGAUUUUUAGCGCCGUUCGAAGCAACCCCGAUGGCAUCACUGGCUUUCUAGGGCAGCGCCAAAGGCUAUGCGUCUUGCUCACACGAGCACGCCACAACCUCGUGAUUGUGGGUGACAGCUCCACGUUGCAACAUGAUGAGGAGUGGGGAUCUUGGCUUCGAGAUGCAGAAAAACAAGAAUUCACUUUGGACCAGCAGACCACGCAAAGACUCCAGAGGCUAGAAGAAUUGCGUACGAAAAAUAUUGAUUUAAAA
Molecule: messenger RNA, 2229 nt
Organism: Cladocopium goreaui
Lineage: Eukaryota; Dinophyceae; Suessiales; Symbiodiniaceae
Source: the annotation of a GenBank genome assembly